UUGCAAUAUGUAUGGUGGUCGCGUCGGGCGCAGGGCGAGAGUGGGCGACCUCAUAUAGCUGUGCGGGCAGCAUUUCCUUUAUUUGUUGUUCGUGCGCGCCGUGAUAGUGACGUGCCACAGGACAUCAUGAGGACAUUACUGAUUUGUAUGCUGUGCGCAGUCACAGUUUAUGCACAAUAUGAUUCACCAGCUCCACCGAGGAUUCAAAUCCCAGGAGCAAUUUUGGGAGGACCAGUGGGAAGACAGAGUGGUUUCAGACAGGGAAGGUUACAAGCUAUCCCGAUUAAUGGCCCUAUUGCCAGAAUACGCCGACCAGGACUCGCUCGGCCGUCUUUUAAAUCCGUAGACGCCGCACCGCGCCCCAACCUUCAAUCUCUUGACGAGCCUUCAAAGCCCGUCACAGAGGAGCCCGAAGAUGAAGCAGAUAUCAACACACCAACAUCUUUUGUAUCAAGUAUUUUCUCUACAGCAGAACCGCAAAAUGAUUUCUAUGACAUUACAACCACAUCGCAACCUAAACCACCAGCGGCUUACAACUCAGCCCAAUUCCAACAGACAACACCAUCAGCACCAAAACCUGAACCAAUAAGACCAACACAAUAUAGACCUUUAUUACCUCAAUCGUUUAGUCCUGUAAGAAAUGAACCACAGAACAGACCGCAACCAGCAAGGCUCCAGCCUUUGUCCAGCAGACCACAACGACCCUCUUUCAGACCUGAACCAAAACCAUUCGUAGAAGAAGAAGACGAUUAUGUUCAACCCGUAAGACAAUAUUCGAGACCACCAGUUAAGAGUGUACCACAACAAAAGUACACCCCAUCAAAUUCGAGGGAAAAGAAGCCUGUGGCUCAAAUCAUUCGUAAAUUUAGAGAUGAAAAUGAAGAUGGCAGCAUCACAUGGGGAUUUGAGAAUGACGAUGGAACAUUUAAAGAGGAAACUAUUGGCGUUGACUGCAUCACUCGUGGCAAGUACGGAUAUGUUGACCCCGAUGGUCUGAAACGCGAAUACAACUAUGAGACCGGAAUUGCUUGCGAUAAGACCAAAGAGGAUAAAGAACAAAAAGGUUUUAUUGAUUAUCAAGAAAAUAAGGCUGUAUUACCAAACGGUAUUACCAUAGAUCUCAAUGCCAUGGGUAAAAAGUCUAAAAGGCCAUUUAGAUCAGCGGGUAAUAACUAA
Danaus chrysippus (African queen) is the source of this 1176-nucleotide messenger RNA. The record is from the annotation of a GenBank genome assembly. NCBI's taxonomy places the organism in Eukaryota, Metazoa, Arthropoda, Insecta, Lepidoptera, Nymphalidae.